UCGGUACCAAUGGUGUUCGAUCGAUAACAAUUUAAUACAGUACCAGUAUGAUAGCAGCAGUAAAAUAAAUACUCUUCCCUGGAUAAAAAAAUUACUAUAAAAUUUAAACUCGUUGCAACCCCAUAUUGAAAUAUCAAGGUGUUACCUAUUUCCCUUUUUAAACAAGAGAAAGAAAUUUGUUUGAUAUAGUCACCAAACCAAACACUAUACCAAAUGGUCAACCAGCAGUUCACCUAGUAAAACAACACAUACAUACACACACCCACUAUGUGUAUUUUCCAAAUUUCCACCCUACUCCCACCAAAUUUCAUUUAUUCCACCCCAAAAUAGUCAACCACACUUUUGCAUGGAAAUACACACAACAUAAGUUGGUUGUGUUAGCUCAUCUCCUCUUUCUUUUCUCUUGCAUCUAACACAAAUCAAAAUAACACUUAUUUACAGCAUUCUAUCUUUCAAACACAUACACAAAUGGAGCUGCCGGUAACGUCUCCAGUGGCCGGCGGUGGCCGGAAAACUUCAUACAAGAUUGAAACCAAGAAUCUAGCAUACAAAACUUCCAACCAUUAUGGUGACUUUAAAGGGGGUAUGCUUCAAAGUUACUUCAAGAAACCUCCAAAGUUUAUCUUGAAUGAUGUGAGCUGUGAAGCUCAUCCCGGCUAUCUGACAGCGAUUGCCGGCCCUAGUGGGGCCGGAAAGACAACCCUGUUGGAUAUUCUUGCCGGGAAUAUCUCUUCCAGCAAAGUCUCCGGACACGUUUUGAUCAAUAACCAUCCUAUUGAUACAAAACGGUUCCGGAGACUCGCUGGAUAUGUAACUCAAGAUGAUGCUUUAUUCCCAUCUUUAACGGUUGAAGAAACACUCAUGUAUAGCGCGUUUUUGAGGUUAAGAUGCAGUCGAAAAGAAGCGGUUGAUCGCGUCAAGAUUUUGGUGAAUGAGCUCGGUUUGGAGAGCGUUUCGAGCUCGAGAAUUGGUGAGGGUUCGAACCAUGGGAUCUCGGGUGGUGAACGAAGACGGGUUUCGAUUGGAGUUGAGCUAGUUCAUGAUCCUUCUGUGAUUCUAAUAGAUGAACCUACUUCCGGGCUAGAUUCGAAUUCAGCUUUCGGUGUUGUAUCGCUUCUUAAAUCAAUGGCAACCAGUCGAGGUAAAACGAUCGUGUUAACCAUCCACCAACCCGGUUUUCGCAUCUUGGAGCUUAUCGAUCGACUUGUUUUACUCUCGAAUGGAUUCGUUCUCCAUAACGGAUCGUUAAAAUCGCUAGAACAUAGACUCAAAGUGUCCGGUCACUGCAUCCCGCCUCGUGUCAAUGUUCUCGAAUUCGCCAUUGAUGUCGCCACUGUCUUGACCAUACAAAUCCCGAAACCAUCAGCAGAACCAAUCGAGAUACACGAGGAACACGAAAAAGACAGUGAAAUCCCAUACCCAAAUACCCGUUUCGAAGAAGUAACCAUUCUUAGCAAAAGAUUUUUCAAAAACAUAUUCAGAACCAAACAACUAUUCAUCACAAGGAUCAUCCAAGCCACACUUUCAAGCUUAAUCCUCGGAACCAUCUUCGUAAACAUGUCGAAUAACAAAGGGAAUCUCGCAUUGCAAGCGCGCUUAGGGUUCUUCGCAUUCAGUCUCACUUUCUUACUCUCAUCAUCUACAGAAGGAUUACCAAUCUUCUUACAAGAAAGAAGAAUCCUAAUGAGAGAAACAUCAAGAGGAGCGUAUCGAGUUUCGUCAUAUGUAAUCUCAAACACCCUCAUCUUCCUUCCAUUCCUUCUAAUGAUCGGUCUACUUUACACGAUCCCGGUCUACUGGCUCGUGGGAUUACAGGCCGAAUUCGCCAGCUUCUUCUACUUUGGAUUAGUGGUAUGGAUGGUGAUCUUGAUGUCAAACUCAUUCACAGCUUGUUUCAGUGCACUAGUGCCAAAUUUCAUCUUGGGGACGUCUGUGAUCUCUGGGUUGAUGGGUUGUUUCUUUCUUUUUUCUGGGUAUUUUAUAGCAAAAGAUAGCAUACCAAAGUACUGGAUCUUUAUGCAUUACAUGAGUUUAUUCAAGUACCCAUUUGAGUGUUUGAUGAUCAAUGAGUAUGGAGGGAAAGAAGGGAAGAAUAUGUGUGUUGAAAUGGAAGGUGGAAAGUGCAGAAUGUAUGGAGAUGGGUUCUUGAAGCAGCAGCAAAUAAAUGAGACACAGAAAUGGAGUAACCUUGGGGUCAUGUUAGGGUUUAUAGUUGGAUAUAGAGUCUUGUGUUUCAUAAUUUUGUGGUUUAGAUGUCACAAAACCAGAAAUUAAUUUAUUUAUUUUUUUACAUGUUCUAUUA
Messenger RNA from Helianthus annuus (common sunflower), 2302 nucleotides. RefSeq names its product ABC transporter G family member 10. Gene Ontology annotation, molecular function: ATP hydrolysis activity; ATP binding; ABC-type transporter activity. Bases 469 to 2274 code for a protein of 601 amino acids. The record is from RefSeq and is a predicted model, not a curated record. The transcript has a single exon. NCBI's taxonomy places the organism in Eukaryota, Viridiplantae, Streptophyta, Magnoliopsida, Asterales, Asteraceae. Gene Ontology annotation, cellular component: membrane.